ACAAAUUGUCCCGGUAUAUAAUUUGAAAAGUUCGUUUGGGUGAAUAUUAUCAGACUAUGAAAUUAAAUAUUUGUACCGUCAUUUAUUUGCUCAAUGCAUACGUACCUGGUUGCUGGGUACACAAUGUAGGCGUCACAUUUCUCCCACUCACGCCCUUUUCAAUGUAAAAAAAAAGGUGUUUACUUUAAAGGGGCACGUUCCCGACAGUGUAGUUAUCGGAACAUGCCAUCUGCGUAAGAGCCGUAUCAAUAGGCAGCUAUAGCGCCGUCCGCCAGCGCGUACGUAUUGUGAGCGCCCUCUGGAAUACGGGGAACAUGCCCCUUUAAUAGGCAGCGCAAUGAGCAUUCUGCACGUGAGAGCAACCGAGUAAAGUCAGCUAGCAGUAGGCCUAGAUGUCAAACAGCAGCCACGUGUGAAACUCAGUCUAGGAUCUAAAUCAAAAUGGCGAUUUCAAUCUCUUUCCGGCUCCUGGUCAUUUACGUACUCGGUGUCGGUUUAGUCUCGACGAUACCGUGCGCAAGUGGUGCCAAUUUCCUGACAGGGUUGUUCAAUCCUUUAGGCCAAGCCUCGCACAUCCAUUUCGUUGGACGAAUCACUGCUGGUCUAAUUAAACGAGGCCACACUGUAACUCUCCUGGUAGCUGAUACCUAUGACCUACAUAGUCUUGACAAGGAUAAUGCCGUCACAAGGAUUCUCACUUUCAAGACAACCACGUCCUCGUCAGACUCUGGUCUAAAAGUCUUUUCCGAGUCGAUGUCCGCAACUCAACAAAACGACGCCAGUUCGAUCGGGACGCUACAAAUAUUUCUGGCCCUGAGAGAUGUCUCCUCGCAGAACUGUGCGGACAUGUUCAACGACCAGGUCGUCAUGAAUGAAAUCCGGAAGAAUAAUUUCGAUCUCCUUCUUCUCGAAAUGUUCGUACCGUGCGAUGCGUUGCUUGCCGAGUAUCUUAAGGUACCAUUCAUCGCUAUGACGUCAACUCUCCGAUUCCCAGCUUUCGACGAGGACUUCUUUAACAUGGAGAUUCCUUCAUCGUAUGUGCCAUUCGAGAGCAUGGGCGCCCUCACCGAUGAAAUGAACUUUGCUCAACGCGUGCAGAACUUCCUAGACCGGCAUGUGAUCGCAAAGGUAGUGCAGUACUUGAACAUGAGACCUUAUCGGAAGAUACAGCUUGAAUACAAGAUCGAUACGACAUCUUCCAUCAGGGAACUGACCGGACGAGCUCAACUCUGGUUGUGCCACAUGGAUUUCGCCCUUGAUUUCCCCCGUCCAACCGCUCCGAACUGGAAGAUGAUCGCCGGUCUCACAGUGGAUGCGGGGACCAAACCACUUUCUCAGGAUUUGGAAGCCUUUGUUGAAGGAUCAGGUGAUCAUGGUGUCAUCGUGUUCAGCCUGGGUUCAACCGAUGUGAGCCUAUUGACUGAACAAAUGAACGAAGAUUUCGCACAGGCGUUGAGUGAACUGCCUCAAAGGGUACUAUGGAAAUAUGACGGCCUUCCUCCUCGUAACCUUGGUAACAACACCCGACUAAUGUCAUGGUUACCACAGCGUGACCUCCUCGCUCACCCCAAAACAAAACUCCUCAUAUACCACGGAGGACUCGCCGGCGUCUAUGAGGCUAUGCACUUACAGAAACCCAUGGUGAUCCUCCCUGUCUUUGCUGAUCAGCCCGCCAUAGCAGCCCGGGUGGCGAAGAAGGGGAUGGGGGUUGUCUUGUCGAGGGCCACUCUCUCCGCUGAGAUCAUCAAUCAGCGAUCAUGCAAGUCCUUACCGAUCCAAGUUAUAAAGCCAACGUUGAGAAAUUCGGAUCCAUCAGUAAGGAUACAAUCGUCAGCCCAUUGGAGACCGCCAUGUUUUGGAUAGAACAUAUCGUCAAGUUUGGCGGUUCGCAUCUCAAGUCUAGAGCUGGGGAGUUGAAUAUCAUCACUCUAAACUCACUUGAUGUCAUCGGUUUUCUCAGUGGCAUCGUCCUGUGGGGACUAUACCUAGAUUUUCUUAUCCUUCGUUCAUGUUACCGCUGUUGUAUUACCAGAAAUAAAGCUAGAAAAUCAAAAUCAGACUGACAGUCUGAAAUUGUGGCAAAUCCGUAUAAGUUAUCUCGAAUAUAAAACCAUACAAAUGUGAAAACAACAUUGUAUAAUAGCACCCUAGUUAAUCACUCCCACAAUUAUUUUAUGGGAUAAUUCUUUUUUUUCUACUUUCCUCAAAUAAAGACCUUUCUUUCUGUUAUGGCGUAAAUGAUGUAUAAUCUCCUUUUCUAUAUAAACUUAAAGUCAAUGUAAUAUAACCAAGCAUGCUCCCAUACUAAAUUGCUUUAUGGAAUCGUCUGGGUAUUUUUUACACUGUUAAUGAAUUGUACAAAUUAUAUCCUGUAAAUAUUGUCUGAAUACCUUGUGAAAUAAAAGUGACUGAUAAGAUCGAUGUUAAUUUGAAGUGAUAUGAAUACCGCCCUUGUACUAAAAUAGACUACUUUUCCGGAUUUCAAUAAAUAAGGGAGUUUACAGAUACAAUCUGCGCAUGGACAGAUAAAGGUCAUUUGUACCAAAAUGG
Strongylocentrotus purpuratus (purple sea urchin) is the source of this 2550-nucleotide messenger RNA. Its product is annotated as UDP-glucuronosyltransferase 1-2. Bases 442 to 1863 code for a protein of 473 amino acids. Gene Ontology annotation, molecular function: UDP-glycosyltransferase activity. The record is from RefSeq and is a predicted model, not a curated record. Lineage: Eukaryota; Metazoa; Echinodermata; Echinoidea; Camarodonta; Strongylocentrotidae. The transcript is spliced from 8 exons.